AUACAAACUGUGGCCUACACUUCGUUAAUGUCACUGUCGUCUCACCCGGACACUCCCAAAAAAAAAUCCGACACAACAAACAAAUCUAGCCUCCAUUCACCAAUUCAAAUAAAUAAGAUCCUACUAUAUGCUCCCUCGCCUCUCUCCUUUCCUCCGCAACUCUCCAAUGGCACGUGCCGUUUCACGCGCCACCACCCCUCUCUCACUGCCUGCUCUCUUACCGGCCACAACGCUCUCCUCUCUCCACUCUCCUUUGAGUUUUUCAUUCGCUCCUAAACCCAGCAAUUUUAACUUCCUUUUGUUAACUAAUACUGGACUCUUUAAUAAAAAGUUCGAAACUUUUUCUCAAGAAAAUUAUAGGUGCACGGUUUGGGCCUCCCAUAGAGGUUACCGGAAAGUCAGACGGCGGCCGGCGGCGGCGAGGAGGAGUAAAGAGAAGGAUUUGGAGCUCAGUGUUAGCAUUUGCAUUGAAGAAGGCCUCCCUAAUGACCCCGAAAUAUUGAGUAUAGCAGAAUUGCUUAGACUAAAUGUGCCAACGGCAUUGAAGUUAGCAUUUGAUAGUUUAAAGAGUUCAACUUUUAAAACAAGGGAUGAAACUAUAACUGAUAUUGGUGGGUUUGACAGCAUUGAGUUGUCUGUGAUGCUUUGCAAUGAUGAGUUUAUUAGAAAACUUAAUAAGGAAUGGAGGGAUGAGGAUCAUGCAACUGAUGUUCUUUCAAUGUCACAACACGUGCCUGGCCUUGACCUACCAAUUCUUAUGUUGGGUGAUAUAGUGAUUUCUGUUGAGACUGCUGCACGACAAGCCGAGGAAAGAGGACAUACUCUUAUUGAUGAAACUCGUGUUCUCCUGGUUCAUGGGUUGUUGCAUCUUUUAGGGUUUGAUCAUGAACUUAGUGAAGAGGCUGAAGCUGAAAUGGAUAAGGAGGAGAGAGUUCUUUUGGAGAGUCUUGGCUGGAAAGGGAAAGGAUUAAUUCAGAGUGCAUACGAUGCAGAAACUACUAUGAAUCAUCAUAUGGAAAGUUCAGAUGACAGGAAGAAAGAAGGCAGUCUUAGAUUCUAUAAACCAAAAUUCAGCUAUAUCUUCUGCGAUAUGGAUGGAACGUUGCUGAACAGCAAAAGCCAAAUCUCCUUGACCAAUGCAAAGGCCUUGAAAGAGGCUUUGUCAAGGGGUGUGAAAGUGGUGAUCGCGACUGGAAAAGCACGUCCUGCUGUGAUAGAUAUUUUGAAGGCAGUAGAUUUAGCUGGUAAAAAUGGCGUUAUCUCAGAGUUCUCCCCUGGAGUUUUCUUACAGGGGUUGAUUGUUUAUGGUAGACAGGGUCGGGAAAUUUAUAGAAGCAAUUUGGAUCUGAGUGUCUGCAGAGAGGCAUGUCUCUACUCUUGGGAGCACAGGGUUCCUCUUAUUGCAUUCAGCAAUGAUCGUUGCUUGACCUUAUUUGAGCACCCUCUAGUUGAUUUACUGCAUACUGUAUAUCAUGAGCCAAAGGCUGAAAUCAUGCCUUCAGUUGAGCAUCUCUUGUCUGCUGCGGACAUACAGAAGAUGAUCUUUUUAGACACUGCUGAGGGAGUGGCUAUGAACCUGCGGCCGUAUUGGUCAGAAGCAACUGGAGGCCGUGCCAAUGUUGUGCAAGCUGUUCCAGAUAUGCUUGAAAUUGUCCCCCCUGGAACCUCAAAAGGGAGUGGUGUAAAACUGCUGCUUGAUCAUUUGGGUGUCACUGCAAAGGAGAUAAUGGCUAUUGGUGAUGGUGAAAAUGACAUCGAGAUGCUUGAGUUGGCUUCUCUAGGCAUUGCUCUUAGCAAUGGAUCAGAGAAGACAAAAGCUGUGGCUAAUGUUAUUGGUGCCAGCAAUGAUGAAGAUGGUGUGGCCUCUGCUAUUUACCAGUAUGCAUUCUGAGGUAUAAGGUCUAGUUUGAAAAAUUCGAACAAAGGUCACAUGGCGAAAGAUACAUGGUGCUGGAUGCAAUCUGGCCAUUUUGACAGUAUUUAUUUCUCGUUAUAGAUGAAAGAUGGGCUUCAUAAAUGAAAAUAGAAACUUGUCAACUUCUUUCCCUAUUGAAUGAGUUAACAGUAGGUAAUCAUUCAGUGCUAGCUCCUCUGAAGCAAGGUCUUCGAGACGGUGGUGCAAAUAAAGCGACCUUCUUUUCUCAUAGUGAUUGAUCUCAAUGAUUUGAACUUCAUGGAUUUUUUUAGGUAGCUUUGUAUCCAGAAAUAGUUUCACUCUUUUUUUUUUUUGGGACGAGGAGUGUGACUUCAGGCAUGCCCACACCCAGAGCCUCAAUGUUUAUGCGAUAUUCUUUUCCAUAUGAGAUUUUAUGUACCUGCUACUUCAUGUAUCUGUUUGGAUAAUUCAGAAAUGGACCAAUGAUACUGAACUUUUUGCAUUCUUUGGC
Populus euphratica (Euphrates poplar) is the source of this 2387-nucleotide messenger RNA. RefSeq names its product haloacid dehalogenase-like hydrolase family protein. Gene Ontology annotation, molecular function: metalloendopeptidase activity. The coding region runs from base 128 to 1891 and encodes 587 amino acids. Lineage: Eukaryota; Viridiplantae; Streptophyta; Magnoliopsida; Malpighiales; Salicaceae. The record is from RefSeq and is a predicted model, not a curated record. Gene Ontology annotation, biological process: rRNA processing. The transcript is spliced from 12 exons.